AAGUUCUCCCUCAGAGCUCUCUUCUGCUGCAGCCGUCACCAGGCUCUCCUUGUCCUCCAACAUGGCCUCCUACAGCUCCUCCGCCCAGACCGCCUCCUCCUACCGCCGUCACUUCGGCCACGGCACCUACGCCUCGCCCUCCCUCAACCGUUCGAUGCUGGGCCAUGGCAGCGGUGGUGGUGGAGGCCGCGUCUCCUCCAGGGUCUACGAGGUGACCCGGACCAGCUCGACGCCGGCCUACCGGGUCUCUUCCAGCUACUAUGGUAAGCCCCUAUCAGCUUCCCGGGCCUCCGUCGGGCGCUCCUACGCUGGCAUGGGCGAGACGCUGGACUUCAGCCUGGCCGACGCCAUCAACCAGGAGUUCAUCACCACGCGGACCAAUGAGAAGGCCGAGCUGCAGCACCUGAACGACCGCUUCGCCAGCUACAUCGAGAAGGUCCGCUUCCUGGAGCAGCAGAACCAGGUGCUGUCGGUGGAGGUGGAGCGGCUGCGUGGCCGCGAGCCGACCCGCAUCGCCGACCUGUACGAGGAGGAGAUGAACGAGCUGAGGAGGCAGAUAGAGAUCCUGACCAAUCAGAGGUCACGCAUAGAGGUGGAGCGGGACAACCUGGCCGACGACCUGGACAAGCUGAAACUCAGACUUCAGGAAGAGAUUCUCCAAAAAGAGGAAGCAGAAAAUAACUUGGCUGCUUUCAGGGCGGACGUGGACGCCGCCACUCUGGCUCGUCUGGACCUGGAGAGACGCAUCGAGACGCUGCAGGAGGAGAUCGCCUUCCUGAAGAAGAUCCACGAGGAGGAGAUCCGCGAGUUGCAGUCGCAGAUGCAGGAAACUCAGGUGCAGAUCCAGAUGGACAUGUCCAAGCCGGACCUGACGGCGGCGCUGAGAGACAUCAGAGCUCAGUACGAGGGCAUCGCUGCCAAGAACAUCGCCGAGGCCGAGGACUGGUACAAGUCAAAGGUGUCCGACCUAAACCAGGCCGUGAAUAAGAACAACGAGGCACUGAAGCAGGCUCGACAGGAGACCAUGGAGUUCAGACACCAGAUCCAGUCCUACACCUGCGAGAUCGACUCGCUCAAAGGCACCAAUGAGUCUCUGAUGAGACAGAUGAGGGACAUGGAGGACCGUCACGGGCUGGAGGCCAGCGGCUUUCAGGACACCAUCGCCCGACUGGAGGCGGAAAUCGCCAACAUGAAGGACGAGAUGGCGCGCCACCUCCGCGAAUACCAGGACCUGCUUAACGUGAAGAUGGCGCUGGACGUGGAGAUCGCCACCUACAGGAAGCUGCUCGAAGGGGAGGAGAGCAGGAUCACCUUGCCUGUGCAGACCUACUCUACCCUGAGCUUCCGAGAGACCAGCCCUGAGCACCAGCGCUCCUCUGAGGUGCAUUCAAAGAAAACUGUCCUCAUCAAGACCAUCGAAACCCGCGAUGGGGAGGUUGUCAGCGAGUCGACGCAGCACCAGCAAGACGUCAUGUAACGAUGUGCAAAAGAAAAAAGAAGAAAGCAAACAAGCAGACAAAACUAAGACGGACGAAAAAAAGAAGAAGAUGGAAGGAGGCGAUUAAGAGGCGUCUGGAGAUGGGAGGAAAGAGGUCGUGCGAGGUAGAAAAUACAGGAAAGAUAGAAAGAGAGAGAGAGAGAGGAGAGAUAAUCCCCUUGUGACCUUGAAAUUUGCUAAUAAAAGUAAAGUGGAUUUCAUGUUA
Molecule: messenger RNA, 1703 nt
Organism: Larimichthys crocea (large yellow croaker)
Lineage: Eukaryota; Metazoa; Chordata; Actinopteri; Sciaenidae
Gene: desmb
Product: desmin b
Exons: 10
Coding region: 62-1477 (471 amino acids)
Biological process (GO): intermediate filament organization; skeletal muscle organ development
Cellular component (GO): cytoplasm; intermediate filament; sarcolemma
Molecular function (GO): structural constituent of cytoskeleton
Source: RefSeq, a predicted model, not a curated record